AGUUUCAUUGCAAAACUCAAACAUGGCAGCAAAGCGCGUCACUCUUCUCUCCAAAUUCUCCUGCAAUUCCCAGAAGAAACUCCGAACUUCCCUCUCUCUCUGCACGCUCUCCUCACCAGACAAAACCCAAACCAAUGAAGCCCCAACAGCCAACACCAACAACGAAAAUGAAAGCUUUAUGCAUAACCAUGAAUGCCAUCAACAUAUUCAAAACCUUUCAGCUUUUCUCCAACAGGGCCAAACCCAAGCUGCUCAAAACCUCACAAAAUCUCUUCUUUUCUCAAAAUCGCCAUUUGCUUCACCAUCUGAUCUCUUCACUCUCUUCUCUCUUACCUCACCUUCUUUAAAACUCAUUUUUUCAAAUAUUCUCUUCUCCUUAUUAGCAGAAUCCAAAAUGCACAGUGAAGCCCUGGAGUUAUAUAAAGCUAUGAGGAAAGAAGGUAUGCAACCUUCUAUAACUUCUCUUAACUUGUUGCUUGAAUCUUUAGUGUCUUUGAAUAAGUUUGAUAAAACCAUUAAUUUGUUUGAGGAAAUAAAUGAGUCUGGUUUUAGACCGAAUAAAUUUAUGUAUGGAAAAGCUGUUCAAGCUGCAGUAAAAUUAGGGGAUUUGAAAAGGGCUAAUGAGUAUGUGCAUUCUAUGAAGAAAAAAGGGGUGAGUCCAAGUUUGUUUAUGUAUAAUGCUUUGAUUGGUGGGGUUUGUAAAGAGAAGAGAAUUAGGGAUGCAGAGAAACUGUUUCAUGAGAUGCUUGAGAGAAAGUUGGUGGCAAGUGUGGUUACUUAUAAUACACUUAUUGAUGGGUAUUGUAAGGUUGGGGAGUUGGAGAAAGCGUUUGAUUUAAAAGAGAGGAUGGUAAGAGAGAAUGUGGAGCCUAACCUUGUCACUUUCAAUAUAUUGGUUGGUGGGCUUUGUCGUGCCCAUAGGAUGGAGGACGCGAAACAGGUUUUGAAGGAAAUGGAAGCUCAAGGGUUUGCUCCUGAUGGGUUUACUUGCAGUAUACUUUUUGAUGGGUUUUUGAGGAGUGGAAAUGUUGAAAGUGCAUUGGCUUUGUAUGAAGAAGUGAGUGGGAAAGGAGUUGGAAUCAAUAGAUAUAUGUUAAGUAACUGGUUGAAUUAUUUAUGCAAGGAAGGGAAAGUUGAAAAGGCGGAAAAGUUUUUGCAGAAAGAAAUUGAAAAAGGGUUUGUGCCGAAUGAGGUGGUAUAUAAUACCAUUGUGAAUGGAUAUUGUCGGAUUAGUAACAUGAACAAAGCCAUUUCAAUGGUUGAGCAUAUGGAGAAGUUGGGGUUGAGGCCGGAUUGUGUUACUUUCAAUUCUUUGAUUGACAAAUUUUGUGAAAUGAAAGAGGUGGAAUAUGCUGAAGAAUGGGUAAAAAUGAUGAGAGAGAAGGGUGUUUUACCGAAUGUUGAGACAUACAACAUCCUAAUUAAUGGUUAUGGGCAACUGUGCCUAUUGGAUAGGUGUUUUGCGAUUAUAGAAGAAAUGGAAAAUCGUGGGAUUAAGCCAAAUGUCGUAAGUUAUGGUUCAAUUAUAAAUUAUUUAUGCAAGGAUGGUAAGCUUCUCGAAGCUGAAAUAACCUUCAGGGAUAUGGUAAGUAGAGGGGUAUUGCCUAAUGUGCUAAUAUAUAACAUGCUCAUUGCUGGUAAUUGCACAGCAGGAAAGUUGAAAGAUGCUUUCAGGUACUUUGAUGAAAUGGCGAAAGGUGAAACAAGACCAACAAUUGUAACAUACAACACACUCAUCAAUGGGCUGUGCAAAAAGGGAAGGGUAACUGAAGCUGAAGAUUUGCUUUCCCAAAUUUCAAGUAGUGGGUGUACUCCUGAUGUCAUCACCUACAACACCUUGAUAUCAGGGUAUUCUAAUGAGGGAAAUGCUCAUAAAUGUCUGGAAUUGUAUGAGAACAUGAAGAAUUUGGGUAUAAAGCCUACUUUGAAUACAUAUUGUCCUCUCAUUAAUGUAUGCUGCAAGGAAGGUAUAGAGCUUGUACAAAGACUGGUUUGUGAAAUGUCAGAGAUGCAUUUGACUCCUGAUCGACUUAUAUACAAUAUACUGAUUCACUUGUAUGCAGAGCAUGGAGAUGUUCAGGCAUUUGCUUUGCAUCAUGAGAUGGUAGAACAAGGAAUUUGUUCCGACAAAAUGACGUACAAUAGCUUGAUUCUGGGGCACUUCAGAAGGGGAAACUUGUCGGAAAUAAAGAAUCUUGUUAGUGAUAUGAAGGUCAAGGGAUUGGUUCCUAAAGCUGAUACCUAUGACCUACUGAUUAGAGGAUAUUGUGAACAGAAGGAUUUCAUUGGAGCAUAUCUUUGGUAUAGAGAAAUGCUUGAGAAUCAUUUCCUUCCACGUUUCACUACUUGUAAUAAACUUCUGACUGGCCUUACAGAGCAGGGAAGGUUGCAAGAAGCCCAGAUUAUCUGCUCAGAAAUGAAGGUUAAAGGAAUGGAUGAUUGGAGCUUUGGUGAAGACCUAUCUGCUGUUGUGAAAAUGUAAUUGAGGAGAAAUACCUGGUUAGAUCCGGUUCUUUGUGAAGCAAUAUAUUCACAGUUAAAGAGACAGUGAUCGGCUUGUUGUUCUAAAUGACAGAAGGUGGACACUAAAUGACCUCACAAAGGAAGGCUGGUUAGUGCCCCUGCAAGGUCAGUGCAUGGAAGGAGCGCUGAACGAGUGAAGGUUGAGAAGGAUGGCUAUGUUCAAGUGGUUAAUAAGCACUGUGAAUGUUUUGCUAGGUAAUAUUUCCUGUGUAUAAGCUUCUAGCCUGAAAAUCGAUAUUCAUAGAAAGCCAAAGAUGUUUCAUAUGUAUAGUUAGUCUCUUCUAACCAAUGGGCUUGGGAUGCCGCUGUUAUCAAAGUACUAUUGCAACAUAUUUUACAAUAUUAGAAAUAUCAAGGCGCAUGUAACAAAGAAGCAGGAUAUCAUAUCGAGUUAUUACAA
Theobroma cacao (cacao) is the source of this 2923-nucleotide messenger RNA. RefSeq names its product pentatricopeptide (PPR) repeat-containing protein. The record is from RefSeq and is a predicted model, not a curated record. Gene Ontology annotation, molecular function: protein binding. Lineage: Eukaryota; Viridiplantae; Streptophyta; Magnoliopsida; Malvales; Malvaceae.